CCGGUCAGGGAGAGCUCAAAGCCCACAGGAUUUGACAGAUGUUCGAAUCGGACAAACUGCACCGCAAAGAGAGAAUUGGGGAGCAUUUCGGAUUUACAUAGUGGUAGCCUAUAUGCGACAAAAUGUCUGGACAAAAGAGUGCGAAUCCGUGUAAUAAAUUCCAAGCGAACAUUUUUCAUAAAAGUAAAUGUCAGAACUGCUUCAAGUCUCGGGAGCUGCAUCUUCCAACUGAUCAUGGUAAGGACCAGGCCAAACCCAUCUAUGGAGGCUGGCUCUGCUUGGCUGCUGAGGGGACAGACUUUGACAAUCCAAUUCAGAGGUCAAGGAAAUGGCAGCGACGAUUCUUCAUCCUGUAUGAACAUGGCAGCAUGAGCUUUGCACUGGACGAGUUGACAAGCACUCUGCCACAAGGAACAGUGAACAUGAAUCUGUGUACAGCGGUGAUUGACGCAGAGCCUAAGACAGGCCAGAGGAACGCUUUGUGCAUCAUCACACCUGAACAGGAGUUCUUUAUCCGGGGAGAGAACAAGGAGAUCAUCAAUGGCUGGAGUGAACAACUAGUCGUUUACCCACGGACCUUUAAGCAGAAUCAGAAGAUGAAACGUAAAGUAGAACCCACUACUUCCCAGGAGCCCAGCCCAGCAAAGAUGGCUGCCACUGAGCCCAGUUUCUCAGUCAUGAAAAGUGGUGACCCUCGCCUGUGGCAGGGAGAGCGGCCCAGUGGGGGUCCGGAUGUGGCCCCUGUCUGGACUGUGACAGAUACUGAUCCCCUGGGCUUGGACGAGACCCCUGCAGGUCAUGGUUCCCACUACCUCCCUUCAGCCUCCAGUGACUCCCUGACCUUUGACGGUAGUCUGCGGCUCUCCAACGGCUCCUGUAUCAGUAGCUCUGUGAGUUCCCUGGACUCUGUGGCCAGCAAGGGGACUGACACCAGCAGCGACAGCCAGCCCACAGAGCCUACGCCAUACAGAGACCACCCACCGGCCAACAAGAACAACAGGGCAGAGAGAAGCUGCUACAAUGAGCCAGGGAAGGAUGGGAGGAGUGCUGUGGGAGAGGACCUGGGUCAGGCUGGAUCCAGGAAGGGGAGGAGUGAAGCUCGCAGCAACCAGAGAGAGAAACUGCAGUCGUGUGGAGCUCUACGGCCAGGUCAACUCACCGUCCCUCCUCCUCAGAGAAGAGCUAAGUCACUGGACCGCAGGACCUCGGAGUCUGUCAUGACUCCUGAUUUGCUGAACUUCAAGAAAGGGUGGAUGAUGAAACUGGAUAAGGAGGAUCAGUGGAGGAAAUACUGGUUUGUGCUAUCAGCUGACAGUCUGAGGUACUACAAGGAUUCCUUCGCAGAGGAGAACUCAGAUCUGGAGGGGGAGAUUGACUUGACCAAGUGUCAUAAUGUCUCAGAGCACCAGGUCCAGAGGAACUACGGCUUUCAGAUCCAUACCCAGAAGUGUGUCUUUACUCUGUCAGCCAUGACUGCAGGGAUACGGAGAAACUGGAUCCAGGCCCUCAUGAAGAAUGUCCAUCCAUCUAACGCUCCUGAUGUAGCCAGCAGCUUGCCAGUCCAUCACGUCCCUUGUAGCCCAUCAGAGUCACUGCCCCUCCCUAAGCCAGACGUGACCCAGGACUCCUCCCCCUCCUCUGAGGUCCCUACAGAGACAGUCCAGGGGCCCAAACAGAGCCGCAUCCGUGAGAGGAGACGUGAAGGGCGCUCCAAGACCUUUGACUGGGCUGAGUUCAGCCCUAUGGCCCUGCUAGCCUCUGAGCAGGAGGUGCAGCAGGAGACAAAGGAGCCUCUUUGGAUGGAGGUAGGGGACCUGGAGAGGAAGAGGAGGCGAGAGGAGAGGAGGAGGAGGUAUGACAGCAUGCUCGGCUUCCUUGUGGGCUGGGAGAUGGACUGUGACAGAGGAGGUAUCAGUCCCAGGUCACCCAGGACUCACCAGAGGGUGCAGAGGGAGAUUGAACAGUGCUGGCAGCAGGUGGAAAGGACUGCCUUUAGACAGGAGAAGACUGUUCCAUUGUACACUGAGUCCCAGGGCAAGGAUAAAGAGGAUAUGGGGAUUCUGCUGGAGACCUACCACAGGAGGGUAGAAGAGUUGAAGGGCCAGUUGGCAGAGUCAGACCAACGCAGGCUUGAGCUGGAGGCUCAGUUGAGCACUGCAUUAGGACUCCAGCAUCAUGCCUCCCUGCCGCUUGAGGCCCCAAUGUGCCCAGAAGCUGAUCUUCCCUCUUUGAAAAGCCUGACGGACAUGUACAGAGAGACCAGAGAGCUCCUCCAGCAACAGGAGCUGAAGAAACAGAACAUACAGGAGCAGCUCCAGGAGCAACUUGGCCUGGUCCUGUCAUCGGCCCCUCUGGAGAAACACAGCUCCCCUGGAACUCACCCAUCACCACCACCCAGCAUCUGGCUACAUGACACCGAGGGAAACCUCCAGGGGCUGGAGGAUCUGUUCCCUGACUGCUCUAUAUCAGUAAACACACCUGUCAUGUCACCAACCUCAGACACAGAACUCUCAUCUUACUCUGUGCCUCAGAAUGGAAGUGAGAACAGAGGGCCUAACUUGGGCAGUGAAACUAGCUCUCAGACACAGUUUGAAAAUGGAAGCCAUCGACAGACAUCGAUUCCAGAAUCGCACACAAAAAGUUGUGCAUGGAGCCCAGAUUCACUGAGCAUGGGGGAAACUCAGGAAAGAGCCAACAGUGUGAGAAUAGACAACCUACUAUGCUGUGAGACACCCAGACCCACAGAGGAGUACGUAGACCCAGACCAGGCCAUCGUGAUGAGGAGACUAUCCCAGGAGGUAGAACUGCUCAGCAGCCAGAACGAGGCCCUCAACCAGCGCAACCAGGAGAUGCUCAACCAGCUGACAGAGGCAGACAGAGAGAUAGAGAGACUGAAAGCAGAGCUUAUCACUCAGUACAGUGGGCCUCAGUUCCUCCCUGAGGCAGAGCAGCACAGCCAGACCAAAGUGAAAGGCCUGGAGAAGGAGCUGCACAGGAGAGAUGAGCAGCUCCAGGAGGCCCAGUCCCUACUAGCCUCAAUGGACCAGCGUCUGAAGGAGACAGAGGUACAGCUCAGGGAGGACACUUUCAAAGACCUGGGCUUCCCAGCAGAAGAGGAUGAUGAUGAUGAUGAUGAUGAAGAGGAGGAAGCUGGGGAAGAGAAUAUGAAAACACACCACCUUGGAGAGAAGGAGCGGGAACACCUUCAACAGUGUCUGCAGGCCAUGGAGGCCAAGCAAUUAGAACUAGAGAGACAGCUCCAGCACACAGAACAGACCUGCAGGGAGUUGCAGGCCCACAACACACAACUCAGAGAGGCUGAGCAGUUGUACAGCCAGAGAGCCAUGGAGGCAGAGGCUGACAUCGUAAGGUUUAAUGAGGAAGUAGAGAAGGAAAGGACGGUGGAGAAAGAAAGUAGAUUAAGGUGUAGCAGUGAAGGCAAAUGGCAGGAGGAGGUAAUAUUGGAUUCAGGUGAAGAAAGGGUUCAGCAAGUGAUGGAAGGGAUAAGAUUGAUGUCCAGAACCUUAGGGAGAGUAGUGCAGGUGAUUGACAGGUCAGGUAUGGAUGUGGUAAAGAUGCCAUUAGAUAGAAAGUGUGUGGAGGUGAACAAGACAGUGGUCAGGCAGCUUCAGUUAGAGGAGGAGUUUUGGGGAAGGCUGUUGAACAGUUUGAAAGUCAACCCAUCCCAGUCCAAUGAGGAUAAACUCACAGAUGUGAUUCUAAGUCAGAUUUUAGAACACAUGGUAGUGGAAAAGCAAACACUCCUCCUAGCUCAUAGUCUUUUUUCUCAUAAUAAGAAAGAUUUAAACAUAAACACUGGAGGCCUGGACAGGAUGAAUGGAUGCAGGUCUUUGAGAGACCUGGACAUCAUUGGAAACAUAGCAGGUGAAACAGGUUCAGAAAUGAAAGAAGAAGAUGAUGAUGAGAGGAUAUGGAAUGUGUACAACCAGCAUAAUGACACCGAUGACUUCCGACAUUUCACAGAGAUCACACAGGAGAGAAUUUACCUGCUCAACCAAAUCGCCUCCUCAGUCGGAGCCUCGGCCAAUGACGAGCUCCAGUCCCUGGCACAAAGACUUUGUCAUUUCCACAAUGUAAAUGAUCCCCGGUUAGCUUCCAUACACUGCACCGCCAUGGAAGCCUUCUCAUCCUAUCGUCUCAGUAGGCUUAACACUCUACACAAUAGCACAUUUCAAGAGACUCAACAGGGACUGCUCAUUGCUUCUUCUCCUUUGAUGUGCAGCAGAUGUGCUGGGCUGCUGAGUGAAAACCAGCAGCUUGGGGCCAGACGGUCAGACUUGGAGAGACAGGGGAGUUCCUCAGUGGGAUUAGGGUUGACCCCCCUGAGGCAGGGAGAACACAUAGACUCACAGCAAACAGCCACACAGCUACUAGACACUACAAGUGAGCAGAAGACAGAGACGCCUGCAAUGAAUGCUGCAGGUAAAAUGGAUGUGGAAAGCCCAAACCACGGAGUGACUGCAGUAGAGGAAGUGUGCUGGGUUAGAAGGUGUGCAGAAGUGGUGGAGGGUGACUUCCUGCCCAACAGCAUUGAGAGUCCAAUGAUAAAGGUAGAGAGUAGGGUAGAUGAGGUAGAGAGUAGGGUAGAUGAGGUAGAGAGUAGGGUAGAUGAGGUAGAGAAAGGAAUCCAGGAAGUUGAUACUGAUAAGGAUGUAGAGAGGAGCACUACUGAACCCCACGAAGAAGCAAACACUCUGGGGGAGGAGGAGCUGGAGAUUGUGUUAUCACUGAGAGGUCAUGUGAAGGAUCUGGAGGAGCAGCUGUCUGUCAUGGCCAACAUGAAAGCAGAGCAUGAUGGGAGAAUGGCAUCUCUCCAGCUGAAACAUAAGGAGGACAUAGAAAAGCUAAAGGCCACAUAUGAGCAUGGCUUUGUCACCAUGGAGGAGUCCCAGCAGAGGAUCAUGGGGGAACUGCAGCACAGACACCAGCAGGACCUGCAGCGCCUGCAGUUAGACACAGACAGACUGCUGGAGGAGGAGACGGCUGCUACUAUCACAGCAAUUGAAGCAAUGAAGAACGCUCACCGUGCCGAACUCAAAAGAGAGAUACAGAACGCUCACCGUGCCGAAGUCAAGAGAGAGAUACAGAGGGCAUGCCAUGAAAACAACCCUGCAGGAGAUGUGAAUCUUGGAGAAAUAUGCAGGCAACACAGUGAGGAGCUGGUCUCCUGUCACAGGGAGCUGGAGGUGUUGUCCCAGCAGUACUCUCUGAAGUGUCUGGAGAGCUCCCACCUGGGCCAGGCCCUGGAGGCAGAGAGACAGGCUCUGUGUCAGUGUCAGCAGGAGAACCAGGACCUCAGAACUCGCAACCAGGAGCUGAGUGGCCAUCUUGCUGCAGAGAUCACCAGACUUUGCUCUCUGGCCAAGCAGGACACCUUCCCUCUUAGUCAGGAGAGAGAUGUGUAUGAGCUGGAGAUCUCCCUGCGUGUGAAGGAGUCAGAGGUACAGUGCCUCAAGCAGAAGAUCACCUCGCUCAAGGAUGAACUCCAGACAGCCCACAGGGAUAAGAGGUAUGCAACAGAGACGUACAAGGACAUCUACACAGAGCUAAGCAUCAUGAGGGCCAAGGCAGAGAGAGACCUGGGACAUCUCAGGGAGAACCUGAGGUUGGCCCACAAAGCACUAGGAGAGCUCUCACCUGCAGUGGACACAGAUAAUAAUGAGUGUCAAGGAAGAUAACUGCAGCUGAACAAAGAGACACAACGCACAACAUGGAUUGUUCAUCGGUCUAUCCAUGUUUACACCAUUUAGCACUUCGAGAUCCAAAGUUAUAUUGUCAAACAUUUUAUGUCCUAUCUACCGUUACUGUACUACAGAAUUUUAAAAGCGCAUUAUUUGAGGAUUCUGUAUUUUUACAUCAUUGUAUCUAAAUGCACACUACUACUUAGUCUGUCUACGUUUGUCGAUAGGCUAGACAUUUUGUAGACGUUUUCCUGACGACUAACAUUUAUCUCAAGGCGUUUGUAAAAUGUGUAGAAUUAUUACACUGCUAUGUCCAAUCCAGUUAUUGAACGGGGAUAUUUCUAAAGACAACUCAGAUUAAGUUCUCUUUUCUUACCUGUGAAAUACAUGAAAAAGUAUGAAUGCACCGUCUGAGUCUAUAAUGGAAAAGUAUUAUUUGUUUGUGAGUGGAUGGUUUUAUUUGGAGGCGUUUAUCUUGAUCCUGCUAGUACACAUUUUGAUGUUCUUUAUUCAUUUUUAUUUAUUUUAUUUAUCCGUUAUUUUACCAGGUAAAUUGACUGAGAACACGUUCUCAUUUGCAGCAACGACCUGGGGAAUAGUUACAGGGGAGAGGAGGGGGAUGAAUG
This is a messenger RNA of Oncorhynchus mykiss (rainbow trout), 6328 nucleotides long. RefSeq lists its product as uncharacterized. NCBI's taxonomy places the organism in Eukaryota, Metazoa, Chordata, Actinopteri, Salmoniformes, Salmonidae. Gene Ontology annotation, molecular function: actin filament binding. The record is from RefSeq and is a predicted model, not a curated record. Gene Ontology annotation, cellular component: actin cytoskeleton.